This is a messenger RNA of Acaromyces ingoldii, 2630 nucleotides long. RefSeq names its product LACT-domain-containing protein. Gene Ontology annotation, molecular function: phospholipid:diacylglycerol acyltransferase activity. Gene Ontology annotation, cellular component: cytoplasm; perinuclear endoplasmic reticulum. The coding region runs from base 40 to 2433 and encodes 797 amino acids. The record is from RefSeq and is a predicted model, not a curated record. NCBI's taxonomy places the organism in Eukaryota, Fungi, Basidiomycota, Exobasidiomycetes, Exobasidiales, Cryptobasidiaceae. Gene Ontology annotation, biological process: triglyceride biosynthetic process; lipid storage. The transcript is spliced from 4 exons.
UCUACGCUUGUGCAGGGCAACGACGCUGAAAGAGCGGAGAUGAAUCGGCGAAAAGCUGGCGGGCAAAAUGGCGGUGGGAAAAAGGACGGGCGGAACGGGGGCGAAAGCGGUGCUGGCGGGGAGAAGGGAUUUGAAGGUGUCGGCGGCGCUACGACGUCGGCGUUGGCCUCGCCGAAUGUGGGAAGGCAGCGACAGCAGAGUGGAAAGCAGCAGCAGCAGCAGCAACAGCAGCAGCAGGCUUCGGGUGCUUCGACACCAGACUCAUACACUUCGGGGGAUGAGGCGGAUCUGCCCCCUAAGCAACUCAUCCUCGAGCGACAUCGACGGCCCUCGAUGGGUGGCCUGGGCGCAAGAAAGCUCAGCUAUUCCGUUCGGGCUCCCGGUACGCCGUUCCAUGAGCUUGACCUCUCGGAGAUCCCCUGGUUCAGACACGAGUUGGCGGACCAGGAGACCAAAAAAGGCCUUACCAACUACCGAAGGCUCUUCUUCUUGGCGGGCAUUAUCGCUGGCGGAUUGCUGGUAUGGGCCCUCUCGCAGCACGUCGUCCUCGAAACGCACCUCAAGAGCCUCCGUGGUGUUUUGGACGAGCAACUCUCCUCAAUGGGCAUCGAUCUCGGAAGUCUGGACCUCUCCUUUUCUAUUCCUGGCGAGUUUGCCGACUUGGGCGACAAGCUCUUCUCAAGCCCGAGAGACUGGGUUGCAAGCCGCGACUUUGUUGUUGGGCGAAUGCUAGCAAAGCAAGGCGUCAAGGUUCAGCACCCCGUCAUUUUGCUGCCAGGCAUCGUCAGCACUGGACUGGAGUCUUGGACGACCAACGAGGAUACGUCGAGCUACUUCCGGAAGCGUCUUUGGGGUACAACGACGAUGAUGCGCACUAUCGUUCUGGAAAAGGAGAUGUGGAUCAAACAUCUCAGUCUCGACCCCGUCACGGGUCUUGACCCGCCUGGGAUCAAGGUUCGAGCGGCAGAGGGCCUGGACGCGGCCAGUUACUUCGUGUCUGGCUAUUGGAUCUGGGCCCGCAUCAUCGAGAAUCUGGCCGCAAUUGGCUAUGAUACCAAUGAUCUCUGGCUCGCAGCGUACGAUUGGCGUCUCUCGUACCACAAUCUCGAGAAGCGUGAUCGAUUCUUCUCGCGCAUGAAGCUUCGCUUCGAGCAGAAUUUGCUUCUGACGGGCAAGAAGUCGGUUCUCGUUUCCCAUAGCAUGGGAUCCAGCGUCGCCCUGCAUUUUAUGAAGUGGGUCGAGGCAGAAGGACCGACGUACGGAAACGGUGGUCCAGACUGGGUCGAGCGCCACAUUGAAAGCUUCACGUCUAUUGCGGGCACCUUUCUGGGCGUGCCAAAGGCCAUGGCUGCCUUGCUUUCUGGCGAGAUGAGGGACACUGUAGAGCUGCCCCCGGCCGGCGCCUUCUUGCUGGAACGCUUCUUCAGCCGGAGAGAGAGGGCGAAGCUCUUCAGGACAUGGGCCGGAAGUGCAUCGAUGCUCAUCAAAGGUGGCGAGGCCGUCUGGGGGAACUUGACUUGGGCGCCCGAUGACGAGGAAGACGGGCUAGAAAACAGCCACGGCAAGCUGUAUUCAUUCAAGUACCCCGAUCCGUCCGUCGAAGGAUACACGAAGGGCUACCACGGCGACGAGUCUCCCGCGGGUGAUCGCGAGAAAGACGAUCGGCAUGGCUCGAGCAUUCAGCACUCUGUUCCCAAUAACCUUUCGGCCGUUGAUGGCUUCACCUGGCUACUCCAGCACACGCCCUCGACGUUUCAGCAGAUGGUGCAGCAAAAUUACUCGAACGGAAUGGAGUUUGAUGAGGAGCAGGUCAAGCGCAACAAUCAGAUCGAGAAGACAUGGGCGAAUCCACUGGAAGCCGCUCUACCCAACGCUCCCUCUCUCAAAAUCCACUGCAUCUACGGCGUUGGCAAGCCGACGGAGCGCAGCUACUGGUACGCCCAGGGCCCCUAUGAACGCGACGAAUUUGUCGCAGAAGGAGACGCAGCUACAUGCCUGGAUUGUGGCAACACGACGACUGCGACACCGCUGGAGUUUCCCACGGGCAGGACUGGCUGGAUCGAUACGUCCAUUCACGACGAAUCGGCCACUCCCGUCGUGCGGUCCGGCGUCAAGUUUGCCGACGGAGACGGCACCGUCUCUGCACACUCUUUGGGCGCCAUGUGCCUCGAAGGCUGGAAUCAGCCGCGGUACAACCCAGGUGGCGUCAAGGUCAUGACGCACGAAAUCGCUCACGAUCCUCAACCGAUGGACCUGCGCGGCGGAAGCACGACUGGCGACCACGUCGACAUUUUGGGAAGCUUCUUGGUCAACGAAAUCGUCCUCAAGGUCGCUGCAGGCCUUGGCUCCGAGGUCGAGGAGAGCUUCUUCUCAAAGGCGAAAGACUUUGCGAAGAGGGUCGAUUGGGAUGGUGUCCAUCUUCGGAAGUCAUAGAAGAGCACGGGUGCCAGGAAGAAGGAGAGGGGCGAGGAGAUCGGUCACAAUACAUGUAUCACAAUACCUCUUCUAGACUCAAGGACUUGUAUACACAUCUCAACGUGCUUCUCUGCGCCAGCAGGAAUGGAUCAGUCUACCAUUAACGAGAAAAAAAGGGUCGGAGCGCAAAGGGAGGACAAGAGAAUAGGCAGACA